CUCAUCUGCUGCUCCGCAAUGGGAGCCGCCGCCGUUGCCGCCGUGUAGUUUUUCGUGCUCCUCCUUUUCCUCCUCCUCUUUCUCCUCCUCCUCAGGGCCCCAGUCAGGCCGAUCCGCUCCGCUCACGGAAGGAAAACAGAUACAAAUUGCUGUCUUGUCUGUAAUCACAUGGUGAGUUUUGAGAUCAAAAUUAGAUCCAAGAAUUUCUGAACCCCAAGUUUCAUGUUUCAAUAUUUGGCAUUACUUAAAGUGACUCAUAAAAUUGACUGAUAUCAUGUGUCAGUACUCAGGUGACAAUUUACAGAAAGUCAACUCUGCAACUUGAUGGGCGACAACCCUUUUCAGCCAAAAAAUAAUUCAAAAAUGGCAGAACUCUUUAUGGAAUGUGAAGAAGAAGAGUUGGAACCAUGGCAGAAGAAAGUAAAAGAGGUUGAGGAUGAUGAUGAUGAUGAGCCAAUCUUUGUUGGAGAGAUAUCAAGUUCAAAACCAGCAAUUUCAAAUAUUUUGAAUAGAGUAAACCCCAGCUCAUAUUCAAGGGGAAUAAAGAAUGGUGCGCUCAGUCGAGGUAUUACUGCUGCAUUCAAGCCUACAAAUCAACACUACACGAACCCAGCAUCAAAUCCAGUGGCUGCCUCGCCUGUAAAUUUUCAUCCUGAAUCUAGAUCUUCAGAUAGUUCUGUGAUUGUUCAGCCUUUGUCUAAACCUGGUUAUAUAACAAACUCAUCACGAGUUGUGUCUAAUAAUUCUUCGGAGUUACUAUUUGAUUUGACCCAGGAUACAGGAACAUCACAUUACCAAGGGGGACCGACGCUUUCUAUACCAGGUAUGAAUGAAAGUUCGUUUUUAUCAAAACGUCCUUCUACUUCUGAAGUAAACAGCGUUAAUCCAAAAAAACCUAAGCCCAGUGAUGGUGUUUCUGGAAUAAAUUCUUCAGCUGUAUUUCCUUCAGUUAAGUCUCUUUCAGUGACAUCUCCCCAGGCUACAUCAUCAAAAGGUACAAAUACCUCAUCAAAUCAAUCUAAAAAUGGAACACCUUUUCCAAGAGCUUGUCCAAAGUGCAAUAUUCAUUUUAAUCUUUUGGAUCCUUUGAAAAAUCACAUGAAGUACUGUUGUCCAGACAUGAUAAAUAACUUUUUAGGACUGGCUAAAACAGAAUUUUCAAGUACAGCAAAUAAAAAUAAGACUGUUGAUUCAGAGAAAGGAAAAUUGAUCAUGUUAGUUAAUGACUUUUAUUAUGGAAAACAUGAAGGAGAUGUUCAGGAAGAACAGAAGACUCACACAACCUUUAAAUGCUUCAGUUGCUUGAAAAUUCUUAAAAAUAAUAUUAGGUUUAUGAACCACAUGAAACACCACUUGGAACUUGAGAAGCAGAGCAGUGAGAGCUGGGAAAACCACACCACCUGCCAGCAUUGCUACCGUCAGUUUCCCACACCAUUUCAACUGCAGUGUCACAUUGAAAGCACACAUACACCUCAUGAAUUUUCUACCAUUUGCAAAAUCUGUGAAUUAUCAUUUGAAACAGAGCAUAUUCUUUUACAACAUAUGAAGGACAAUCAUAAGCCCGGUGAAAUGCCAUAUAUUUGUCAGGUUUGCAAUUAUAGAUCAUCAUCAUUUUCUGAUGUGGAAACUCAUUUUAGAACAUCCCAUGAAAACACUAAGAACUUGCUAUGUCCAUUUUGCCUCAAAGUUAUUAAAAUUGCAACACCCUACAUGCAUCAUUAUAUGAAGCAUCAGAAAAAAGGAAUACAUCGUUGUACAAAAUGCAGACUGCAGUUUUUGACGUGCAAAGAGAAAAUGGAUCACAAGACUCAGCAUCAUAGAACAUUUAUAAAACCUAAACAACUAGAAGGAUUGCCUCCUGGAACAAAAGUUACUAUUCGAGCUUCAGUUGGACCUCUUCAGUCAGGAUCUUCAACUACAUCUUCCAUUAGUGCAAGCACUUCUACUCUUCAGCUCUCACCUCCAAGGACUAAAAAUAUAACUGCUAAAAUUCCCACAAAAUCUAACACAACCAAACCUAAUACAACUAAACCCAAUACAAGUAAACCUAAUGCAAGUAAGCCUAAUGGAAGUAAAUCUAAAUAUAAAUCAAAAAUCCCUAAUAUACAAAAGAAACAAAGCACAUUGGCUAGUAGCAAUAAAAAAAGUAAAGUCAAUACAGCAUUGAGGAACUUAAGGUAUCGUCGGGGAGUUCACAAGUGCAUUGAGUGUUGUUCCGAAAUAAAAGAUUUUGCAAACCACUUUCCUACGUAUGUCCAUUGUAGUUUUUGCAGAUACAACACUAGCUGUAGCAAAGCCUAUGUAAAUCAUAUGAUGAGCUUUCAUAGUAAUCGUCCAAGUAAAAGGUUUUGUAUUUUUAAGAAGCAUUCAGAAGAUCUCAGGGGCAUUACUCUAGUGUGCCUUAAUUGUGAUUUCAUAGCUGAUGUUUCUGGCUUAGAUAAUAUGGCCACACACUUACGUCAACAUGAAACUCAUACUUGUCAAGUUGUAAUAGAGAAAGUUUCUGUUUGUAUCCCAACUUCUGAACAUCUUUCUGAAUCAAUAAAUGAAGCUCCCACUAAGGAACAAGAACCUGUGUCUGAGGAAAUUACAAGAACUAAUAUGGCUGAAGGAGAAACAGAAACAUCAAAUUCUGAAAGUAAACAAGAUAAAGCUUCUUCAGAGGAAGAAAAAAAUGAAUGUGUUACAAAUUCAUUUGAAGGCUCAUUAGCAACAAAAAAUGAAGAAAGUGUAACAGUGUCAAAUAAGGAAAAUGAUACCUGUCUUGAAGAUCAGAAAACUGGCUUAAAGAAUAUCUUCAGUCAUGAUUCAAAUAUUGAUGCAGAUAAAGUAGAAAAGGAAAAACAAAUAGAGCACGUUUGUCAGAAAAUGGAGUUGAAGAUGUGCCAAAGUUCAGGAAACAUAAUUUCUUGUGAUCAGAAUGAAGAUUCCAACUCCAGUGAAGCUAAGUUUUCUUCAAAGAAUGUUAAGGAUUUGCGGUUAACAUCUGGUGAUGUUAGCAUUGAUCAGUUUUUGAGAACAAGAGAUGAACCUGAAUCUAUUAGUUCUGAUGUUAGUGAGCAAGGCAGUAUUCAUUUAGAACCUUUGACUCCAUCAGAGGUACUUGAGUAUGAAGCCACAGAGAUUCUUCAGAAAGGUAGUGGUGAUCCUUCAGCCAAGACUGAUGACGUAGUAUCUGAUCAAACUGGCAGUGUUCCUGGAGAAAAUAGCCCUAGCACAACAGAGACAACAGUAGACCGGGCAGAGGAAAAAGAAAGAAGUUGAAAUUUAUUAGUUAUUCUAAGUUUAGUGUACCAACGGUAAUAACAUUUGGAACAGUGCUAUCAGGUGAACUCAGUGGUGCUGUUCUGUAGAGUUCAGAAAUAGAAAAAUGUGAGGGAGGUCAUUCAUCUACACUUUACCUGUAGUUCAAUCCAGGUUAUUAAAGAAAUCAAUUCACCCAUAAUAGCAUGAUUUGUAUGGAUUUCCAAAAAGCCUUUAAAACUAUUAUGGAUUUUAAUGAAAGCUAAGUUUGCAAUGGAAAAGUCUCAUUUAACAGUUUUUGAAGAGAAGUUGGUGGCCAGUAUGAAUUGAUUUUUAGAAUAUUAAUUAUAAUGAUAAAGCUUUUGAAACUUCCAUCAGUCCUAAGCUAAAAGUUCUUAGUACCUAUAUAUUCUUUUCAGGUUACUUAAAGGAAGAGAUUUGGAAACCACAUACCUUUUGGGAACAAUUGAUUUAAAGUAAUGGCUGAUAGGCAUUGUUAAUGAAGGCUUCAUUUCGAGUAUGAUGCUGGUAAAUGGGGCAUGCUUAGAGUGCUAAGUUAAUUGAUCUAAUGAGAAUUUGGAUGAACGUAAAGUUAAUUUUGGAUUUAAUAUAACAUUCCAGACUGUCACAAGCAUGUAAACAGAAUAUUUGAAUCUGUGUACCUCCCUACGAGUGUGAGCCUGCAAGGCUGUAAGCUUACCUUAAUUAAACUUUCAGUGAAAGUGACAUUAUUAAUAUGUAAAUUUAUAUUUGUGCUUUUUGUCAGUGUGUAAGCUGUGCAGAAAUCCCUUGAUGUGCUAGUUGUAUAAAAUAGAAACCCAUUGUUGAAACUCCUGUAGCUAUUAUGCUUUUAAUAUUGUUUUAAUGAUUUUUAGAAAUAGACCCAUAAAAAUGGUCUGGACACCAAACCAAAGUAUGGUAUAAUGUAGAUAUUGUAAAGCAGUAAACUGAAAACAUGUCCUGGCUCAUGCCAUGUUUAAGUGACUUUUUCUUUAAUUGUAAAAUAGAAAUUUCAAAUGGGACCUAAAGCAGUGAUGUAAAAAAUUGGUUUGGGACAUUUAAUCUAAUUUAUCCAUAUCCUAUUUUAUUCAUAAAAUGGCUGCUAAAUAGAUUUUUCAGUUGUUUUUUAUCAUCUAGAAAAUAGUAGAUAUAGAAAUAAAUAAUAUGAAUAAAGUAGUUUGCUUUAAAGUACUUAAAAUUUUAUUUAAAAUGCUACAUUUUUACUUCUUAAAAUGUGCUUUGAAUUCUUAAAUUUUGUUUCAUUGAAUGUUAAAUGUUUUAAAUGGCUAUUAAAAUUCUGCUGUAUAUAGUAGUAUUUGAGUAAAUAUUUGCAAUAAAAAUCUGUCCCUGAAUAAUUUUAUUUUUCAGAAACCUGCUUGAGUUGGAUUACCUUUGGCGCCUUUAGAAAUUGUAUACUUGUUCAAGUUGAAGUUAGUGGUAGGAUUUCAUUCUGUAUUCUUUAAUUGAUGCAUGAUUUAUUUUAAAUUAGGACUUAAAGUACAGGGGAAAAUACUGUUAAUAUUUACAGAGUGUAUCUGCUUUAAAAUUUCUUUUAUUGCAAGAUAAAUAUAAUUUACUAUUCUAGUUUUCUAUCUGCCCAGCAAAGUAAAAAGAGUAAACAGGCAAAAUAUAUUAUUGAUCUACUUUCUUGAAAAGUUUUUUUUUUUUUUUUGAGGGGGUCACAUGUUUUCAUCUUUCCUGCUACCAAGAAAAGAUAGGGAGAGAGGGACUUUUUAGCUGUUACCCUUCACCUUGUUGAAACAUAAAACUAUAGCAGACAAGAUUUUUGGAGUAAUUUAAAGCUUAGAAGUGAAGGAGUAGAAGAAAGUCUAUGUAAAGACUAUUUUCUGAAUCUUAUUCAAUUAAUUGGCUGGCAGAUCACCUAAUGUACAAAACCCUAGAUCACUGUGCCAAAAUAAGUCUCUAAUGACACUGUUAUCCCUUUGAGCUUUGGGUAGUUCCUUCUUCUGUGGCUAUAUACCUUUAGAGUAGUUGUGUUCAACAUAGCUAAUCAGUGAACUGUUUAUGCCUAUCCAUUAGGAGAAGAGGAAACUGUACCAAACUCUAAGGAAAGUCUGGCAAUGAAAACAAAAGUGUAGUUGAAAUAAGCAUUGUAUUUGGUAACAUAAUUGGUUUAUGUUCUCAUACCAUCUCCUUAUUUCCAUUGAGGAACAAACAGUUCAGGUGCACAGACCAAGCCUUUGAGUAGCAGUGCUUUAGAACAGUGGACAGCAAACUUCUGUGUAGGGCCAGAUAGUAAAUAAUUGUGGACCAUAUGGUCACAAUUAUUCUCAACUCUUCCUUGUAGCUUGAAAGCAGCUGUAGAUGUAAUGUAAAUAAUAGCCUGUUUGUGUUCCAAUAAAACUUUAUUUACAAAACAAGAAUGUUUGGCCCAUGGAUUAUGGUUUGCCUUUCCCUGCUUUAGAGUGCUUAGACUGACUUAAUCUGACAGUGAAAGCCAGUAAUGCACUCUAGUGACUGUUUGCCUAGGAACUACCUACCAAGGUGCCUUAGUGUAUAAUAGUUCCCUGUUACCUGACAAUAAACUUAGGAUUGAUUUUAAGUGCAGUUCAGUGACACUAAGAAGCAUUGUAUUCAUUUUGUGGAUAUACUUUUAAUUUACAUUGAAAAUCUGAAUGCCAUAUUUAUUUGUAUUCUUUCUUCCCCUUUGUGUCUCUCCAAUAGGGAGGAAAUUGGAAUUGUUUUCAUCCAUGAAUUUUUUUAAGAACUAUUCUAAACAUUUUAAAAAGGAACUGAUAAUGUACAAGUCACUUUGUUUUAGCUGUAAGUAAAAAGAUGAGGAAACCAAAUAUCUAGGCAAUUAUUAGCCUAAGGUUAAAAAGCUAAGAUUUGAAUGAAAUUUGAUCUUGAUUCUGAAACAGAAUCUGAAGCAGGCUUCAAGCUCUGAGGUGUCAGCGCAGAGCCUGACGCAGGGCUCGAACUCCCAAACCAUGAGAUCAUGACCUGAGCCAAAGUUGGAUGCUUAACCAACUGAGCCACUAAAGAUAUACUUUAUAUAAUAAUUAUAUAAAUUUAACAUCAUUAAAUUUUUGUAGGCUUCUGUAAUGUCAUUUUUUACUUCAUGGUUGACAUCAUUUUUGUUCCAUCAAAAUCAUUACUCCAAAACCACUCACUUGUACUGACUUCAAUGAAAUAGUACUUUUGUAUGUAUGUAGACACUACAGAAGAAGUGCAAAUAUUUCAUUUUUACUAGAUUACCUUAACAAUAAGACUUGUUUUUUCAGUUAAGAAGUGAAACAUUUAACUUACCUAUUUCUAAGUAUUAAAAGAGAUAAAGUUAUUUUUAAAUUAUUUUUUCAAAUGAGACACAUGUGCAGAUCCAUGUAGACAAAAAAUAGUAUUAGAUUUUUAAAAGUUAUGGCAAUGUUUAAUUUUUACCUCAAAAGCUAUAAAUUAAAAGAUACUUUUAAGGAAUUAAACACAUCUUUAGCAACAAAUGUAACUUUGUAGAGGAAUGAGAUAUCCUGAGAAAUCACUUUUACAGUUAUGUAAAUUGCAUGUUAAAAAUAUUAUACAACCAGUUUCAUUAUUUAAAUGAAUAUACUAAGCAUAAUUUAGUCUUCUUUGAUGACACAGUGUAUCACCAUGAAGAUUAUUGAGCUAAGCUGUAAAUGAAGCCAUAGCUAUAGAUGUUAAUGGCCUGAAUACCUGCUGAUCACAGAAGUUACCUUGGAUUUUGGUUUCUAGAAAAUAUCCCAGGUACAUCUGGGGUCAUUUGGCUUUUCCAAAAACAGAACAGAAAAAUUGUAUCAUUCACCCAAUCCAACCUCUUUUUAAAAAUGACUAAAACCCUUUAAAUCUUAAAGUAUAACUUGCCAUUUGUGGGGAAUUUGGGAGAAUUUAAACUGUAAUUUUAAAUUUUUUAAAUAUUUCAAGUCUUCAUCCACUGCCUUAAAAACAUGACUUUAAUUGUUCUGUAUCAGGGCCUAGCAGACAGUGACCCACAGUUGGCCACCUGUUUUUAUAAACAAAAUUGUAUUAGAAAAUACCCAUAUCAUUUGUUUAUAUAUUGUCUGUUGUAGUUUUUGCACUGCAAUAGCACAACUGUACCGGACAGAGACCAUUUGGCUCACAGGCCCAAAGCUUAAAUCUGGCACUUUAAGAAAACGUUUGCUAGCACCUGCUCUAUAUUUUUAUGUAAGUAUAUCAUAAUUUUAUAAUUAUUUUAUUGUCACCAUUAUAAACACUACAGGGAAGCUCUCACUUCAUAAAUUUUGGUCUUUAUUUGUUAUUACCUGUAGGAAGUCUAAGUGCAAUAUUAGAUUGAAGAAUAUUUAGUUUUUAAGUAGCCAAAUACCAAUACUUAACUUUAAUUAUCUUCCCAUGAUGCUUGUGGAAAUCUUCUUGUUCCAGUAUGAACUCCUAGAGUUAAGAGUUUACUUAUCUAGAUUUUAUUUUGACUCUUCAAACAAAUUUAGCUUUUUUAACCUAAUGUGACUUUAAUUUAUGCUAUUCACCAAAUAUUUCCAGUGUGUGGUAAUAUGACUGUUACCUAGCCAGUGAGUUGUGAGUGAAAAGUUAUUUCAAUUUGGAUCAUUUAAGUGUUGAUACGAGACUCUUUAGAACUUUCUUUUCUCUCUGACAUGGUGAUGAUGAUUGCUGCAUCAGGCUGGGUUCCUGAGGGACUAUAAAUCUAGCCUCCCUGUUUAGAUGGACAUAUAGCGUGAGGGAGAAAUAACCAUUUUUGUUUUAAGUUAAUACAGUUAGGGAAUACCUCAUUUGAUACAGGAUUAGUCCUGAAAGUGGAGUGCUGCCAUAAAAAGAAGCAAAAUUGAACUAAAUUAAACUAUAUUGCAUUGGCUUAGGUGACAGGUGGUACAUGAGAUGAUCCACAUUUGCUGUGGUGAAACGUUUGGUAAACUUGCCUGCAAUACUUGGAAGAAAAAUAAUAUAGUGAAGUUUUAUCUCUAUUGGAAGAGUUUGGAUAACAAUUUUGUUUAUUAGUUGCAUUUGACAGUUGCAUUUUAAGAAAGACAUGAACCCAGAUAAGAAAUGGUAAGAUGUCCAUUGGAAACAAAAUAAGAAAAGUCCAGAAAUUCACGCACUUGAAAAGCUGGGAAAGACAGAACUUCUCAUCCCCAAUCAGUCGAACAAGAAAGCCUUUAAGUAACAAAGCUAAAUUAAUUCAAGAAUAUGGCCAUGAUACUAAUUGUUUUAAAUGUCUAAUUUGGUUAAGGAGAUCCCGCCUCCAUAGUGUUUCUAUGUAGGAAUUCUUUCACAGCAUUUCUUGGGAAAUUUAUGUAUUUUUCUGAAUCUCAUGACCCAUAAUUCAGGAAAUUAGUGAAACAGGAAGAAGAAUUGCAACUAAGCAAGAAUUAAAGCUUAGUAAUGAAGUUAGAGCCAUUAUUGGACUGAAGGAAUCCACUGAAGUCAAGCACAAAAGUAAGAAUGGGGAAUGCUGAUAUAGAGUCCAAGAAUAAGUUCAACAUUUCCAGGAAUCAGAACAGGAGGACAUGGAAGAGAAGUUGUCACAACCUGAUCAUUCAGUCUUACUUGUAGCUAUUG
Molecule: messenger RNA, 8769 nt
Organism: Panthera uncia (snow leopard)
Lineage: Eukaryota; Metazoa; Chordata; Mammalia; Carnivora; Felidae
Gene: ZNF280D
Product: zinc finger protein 280D
Exons: 21
Coding region: 325-3264 (979 amino acids)
Biological process (GO): regulation of DNA-templated transcription
Molecular function (GO): DNA-binding transcription factor activity, RNA polymerase II-specific; RNA polymerase II cis-regulatory region sequence-specific DNA binding
Source: RefSeq, a predicted model, not a curated record